CGAGAAUGGAGAGGGCAGCACAGUACUAUCUUUACCAUUUCCAGAGGUGAAAAAGCUUUGCAAACAGAGAGAAACGAAAGCGAGAAAAUGGCGUUUCCGAGAAUUGCCAUUGGGAAUUCGAGGGAGGUUAGCGAGCCAGAUGCUCUCAGAGCGGCGCUGGCCGAGUUCAUUUCCAUGUUUAUCUUCGUGUUUGCCGGCUCCGGUUCUGGCUUGGCUUUCAAUAAGCUGACAGACAACGGGCCAGCCACGCCAGAUGGGCUGAUUUCUGCAUCCAUAGCCCACGCAUUCGCGAUCCUAGUGGCGGUUUCGGUGGGGGCCAACAUUUCCGGGGGCCACGUAAACCCUGCGGUGACAUUCGGGGUUUUCCUCGGGGGCCACAUUACGCUCUUCAGAAGCAUCAUGUAUUGGAUAGCCCAAUUGUCGGGCUCGGUUGUUGCGUGUCUUAUUCUAAAGUCUGUCACAGGCGGGAUGGUGACAUCAGCUUUUGGGCCCUCAGACGGAGUGGGCCCGUGGAACGCCGUUGUUUUGGAGGUGGUGAUGACUUUUGGGCUGGUGUACACGGUGUACGCCACUGCGGUCGACCCCAAGAGGGGAGAAAUUGGGACAAUUGCCCCAAUUGUCAUAAGUUUCAUAGUGGGGGCUAACAUACUGGCUGGUGGGGCCUUUGAUGGCGCGUCCAUGAACCCCGCGGUUUCAUUUGGGCCGGCUGUGGUCAGCUGGACCUGGGCCUGCCACUGGGUAUACUGGCUCGGCCCGUUGCUCGGUGCUGCCAUUGCUGCCCUGCUGUACCAAACCGUUUUCAUCUCCACCGACACCCACCACCAACCCAUCCCUAUCUCAGACUGCUAAACAAUCAUUUUCGCCUUUCGUUU
This is a messenger RNA of Cuscuta campestris, 872 nucleotides long. Lineage: Eukaryota; Viridiplantae; Streptophyta; Magnoliopsida; Solanales; Convolvulaceae. The record is from the annotation of a GenBank genome assembly.